AUGUUCUCUAAUGUCACCGCCCCUCGUAGGAGCUUAAUCUGUGCAUCAGAAAGCGAUUCCUUUGGGCACCACCACGAGGGGAAGAUGGUGGACGACAACAUGAUCCUUCUCAGAAAGCGAAUUCGAGAGAUUGAGAUGCUGAAAACGAAGGGUAAAGCUUCUUCGGACUGGAAUGAAUGGGAGAAAAAGUACUUCCAGAAUUAUGAUUCAGAUGUAUGUGAAGCAGUUGGAGUAUUGCAAAGAGUGUUAAUGAACACUAGACCUUCUUUUGCACUUGCCACAUUCGCUCUUCUUAUGCUAACCAUGUCAAUGUCAAUGUUGCAACUUGCAUUUCAUCUUGUAGGGUUUGCUAAGGGAAUCCUAUGA
Molecule: messenger RNA, 366 nt
Organism: Vigna radiata var. radiata (mung bean)
Lineage: Eukaryota; Viridiplantae; Streptophyta; Magnoliopsida; Fabales; Fabaceae
Exons: 1
Coding region: 1-366 (121 amino acids)
Source: RefSeq, a predicted model, not a curated record